AUGUAUCUCAGUUGGAUUGAUUACGCUGUUUUUGUUCUACUUUUGAUUUUCUCAGGUGGUAUUGGAAUUUAUCAAGGAUCUAUAAAAUCAAAACAUACAUCUACCAAAGAAUUUCUUGUUGCUGAUGGUCGAAUGAAGAUUUUACCAACGGCAAUGAGUCUAAUGGCAAGUAUAACUUCUGCAGCAUCAUUACUUGGUGUACCUGUGGAAAUAUAUUAUUAUGGAACAAUGUUGGUCUAUUCUACAACAUAUAUAACAAUGAAAGUUUUUAUUCCUAAAUUUCAUCAAAUUGGAAGUGUUAGUAUCUAUGCAUAUCUUGAACAACGUUUUUCAUUAACAAUUCGUAUUUUAGUCACAUGUACUUUUAUUUUAAUCACAAUUCUAUAUAUGUCUGUAAUUCUUUAUGGACCAAGUUUAACUUUGAGUCAAGUAACGGGAUUAAAUAUUUGGAUUGCAAUUGGAGCAUGUGGUUUAGUUUGUACAAUUUAUACAAAGUAUAUGGACGAAUUAUGUAAUGAAUGUGAUCCUCUUCGUGCGAAACUUAUUUCUCGACCAGAUCAAUUAUAUCCAUUAUUUGUAGUUGAAACAUUAGGACGAAUACCUGGUUUAACAGGUCUUUUUAUAUCAUGUAUAUUAAGUACAACGUUAAGUACAUUUUCAAGUGGAGUAAAUAGUAUGGCAACAGUUAUUCUUGAAGAUAUUUAUAAACGUUUAUCAAAACAAUCUUCAAUGUCGGAUAAACAUCAAGUUAUUUUUUCAAAAAUCUUAUCUGUAAUAAUUGGUUGUUUAACAGUAGUUCUUGCAUUUUUUGUAUCUUAUAUGGAAAAUAAUAUGAUAACUAUAAUUUUACAAAUCUUUGGUACAUUUGCUGCUCCAAUCCUAGGUGUAUAUUUACUUGGAUUAUUUUCAUCACGAGUUAAAAGUCGAAGUGCUGUUGUUGCCUUUUUUCUCUGUUUAAUAUUUCAAAUAUUUAUGCUUGUUGGAUACAUAUUGACUGUUAGACCAGCAAAUAAACAUGGAGGCUGA
Molecule: messenger RNA, 1026 nt
Organism: Adineta steineri
Lineage: Eukaryota; Metazoa; Rotifera; Eurotatoria; Adinetida; Adinetidae
Source: the annotation of a GenBank genome assembly